Messenger RNA from Scomber japonicus (chub mackerel), 2550 nucleotides. RefSeq names its product extracellular calcium-sensing receptor-like. The transcript has 12 exons. Gene Ontology annotation, biological process: G protein-coupled receptor signaling pathway. Gene Ontology annotation, cellular component: membrane. The record is from RefSeq and is a predicted model, not a curated record. Bases 1 to 2550 code for a protein of 849 amino acids. NCBI's taxonomy places the organism in Eukaryota, Metazoa, Chordata, Actinopteri, Scombriformes, Scombridae. Gene Ontology annotation, molecular function: G protein-coupled receptor activity.
AUGUCUUGGUUUCACUGGCUCCUCACUCAGUGGGUUCCCUUGCUGCUGCUUCUCAAUGUGCUGGGCAGACAGACAGGGCUGCAGGUGGUAAAGGCGAUACUGUGUUCUCCGUGGGGUACACCGAGCAACAAGGGCCUCUCCCAGGAUGGAGAUGUGAUUAUCGGUGGCCUCCUCAGUCUGUUUUACAUACCCUCAGCCAUAGAGCAGGGCUUCACCAGACUGCCACAGUAUAAACCUUGCACUGGUUUAGAUCUAGAGACAUUAAAAUAUAUGUAUGCUAUGACGUUUGCGGUGGAUGAAAUCAACCGUAACACCACCCUGCUACCAGGAGUGAAGCUGGGCUACCGUAUACUUGAUAGCUGUAGCCGAUACCCCUGGGCUAUGCAAGCUGCACUGUCACUGGUUGGAGGAGACACAAACAGCUGCAAUUUAACAGCCUCUAUAUCUCAAUCUGCACCUGUUCCGUUGCUCAUUGGCGCUUCCACAUCCUCAACAGCCAUAAUACAGUCAAGGAUCCUGGGGCCUCUCUCUGUACCUAUUAUAAGUUACUUGGCAAGCUGCCCCUGUCUUAGUGACAGGCUCAAGUUUCCUAACUUCUUCAGAACAAUCCCCAGUGAUACUUACCAAGCCAGAGCCAUUGCACGACUGGCUAUACGCUUCAACUGGACUUGGAUUGGGGCAGUUAUAGUAAACAAUGAUUAUGGUCAAGGGGCAAUACAGACAUUUCAGGAAGAGAUUCGAGGGAAAGGGGUGUGUUUGGAUUUCAUAGAGACUGUCCACAGAGAAACUAUUGAACGUGAUGCCAGACAUGCAGCAAACACAAUUCAAGCUUCGACUGCAAGGGUGAUUCUGAUUUUUUGCUGGUAUACGGAUGUAAAGAAACUAUUUCUUGAACUGGCCAAGAGAAACGUGACUGACAGACGGUUUCUGGCCAGUGAGGCUUGGAGCACCAGCAGUGAUCUUCUCCAAGAUCUUACCAUUUCUGAGGUGGCAAAUGGAGUUCUUGGUGUGGCCAUUCGAAGUUCGACUAUACCUGGAUUUGAAAAUUAUCUCAAAACUUUGCACCCAAAUCAUCGUCCCAACGAUGAAUUCUUAAGAUAUUUUUGGGAAAAAGAGUUCAAUGGGACAGAGUCCCUGGAGGGCAUGCAGCAUGUCUUUACUGACACCUCCCAGUUAAGAGUGGCAUAUAAUGUCUACCUUGCUGUUUAUGCAGCGGCCCACGCCCUUCACAGCCUUCUUUCCUGCCCCAACAGAGAUAACCCUCAUAGAAGCAACAGCUCCACCUGCUCCUCUCCAAAACAUGUCACACCCAUAGAGCUGUUACAGCACUUGAACAAAGUGAACGUCACCACUCCACAGGGAGAAAUGUUUUAUUUCCAAGGGGCUGACAUUCCAGCCAUGUAUGACCUGGUCAACUGGCAGACAACUCCUGAGGGGCCAUUAAAACUGGUUUUGAUUGGUCGUGUGGAUGAGUUUGAUCUGCACCUUAAUGAGUCAGCUAUUCAGUGGAGCACAGGAUCCAAUCAGGUGCCAAUUUCAGUGUGCAGUGAGAGCUGCCCCCCAGGUACCCGAAAGGCCAACAGGAAAGGGGAACCUGUCUGCUGCUUUGAUUGUAUCCCAUGUGCUGAAGGAGAGAUUAGUAAUAAAACGGGUUCCCUUCACUGUGAGCGUUGUCCAUCAGAGUUUUGGUCCAAUGCUAACCAAACUGCUUGCAUCCUUCGCCAGCUGGACUUUCUUUCCUUUAAUGAGACCUUGGGCAUUACUCUGACUACAGCAGCUGUGUCUGGUGCCAUCUUGACAACAGCUGUCUUUGUGGUUUUUCUUUCAUACCGUCAAACACCCAUGGUACGAGCCAACAAUUCAGAACUGAGCUUCCUGCUUCUUCUGUCGCUGAAACUCUGCUUCCUGUGCUCACUGGUGUUCAUUGGUCGUCCAUCAGUCUGGUCUUGUCGGUUCCAGCAAGCAGCAUUUGGGAUCAGCUUUGUACUUUGUGUUUCUUGCCUCCUGGUCAAAACCAUAGUGGUUCUGGCUGUUUUCCGCUCAGCUCGACCUGGUGCUGAAGCCUUGAUGAAGUGGUUUGGUCCAGGCCAACAGAGAGGAAGUGUCUUCCUCUUCACCUGUAUACAGGUUAUCAUCUGUGUCAUAUGGCUGUCCCUCAGUCCCCCUGUGCCCCAACAUGAUCUGGGUUUUCAAGGGUCAAAGGUCACCCUGGAGUGUGCCAUGACCUCUGUGGUGGGCUUCUCUGUGGUUCUGGGUUACAUUGGGCUGCUUGCCUGCACCAGCCUCAUCUUGGCCUUUCUUGCAAGGAAACUCCCUGAUAACUUUAAUGAGGCCAAACUGAUCACUUUCAGCAUGCUGAUCUUCUGUGCUGUCUGGGUGGCAUUUGUCCCUGCUUAUGUUAGUUCUCCUGGGAAAUAUGUAGUCGCUGUGGAGAUUUUUGCAAUCCUGGCCUCAAGCUAUGGAUUAUUGUUCUGUAUUUUUGCCCCCAAAUGUUUCAUCAUUCUUUUGAGGCCUGAGAAAAACACUAAAAAACACCUGAUGGCAAGAUAG